AUGUUUAGAUCAGGAAUAACUUUAUCCAGGAAGAAGAUAGUAACAUCUAUAACUGAUAAUAACACAAAACCGUCGUUAAAAGUUUACUAUCUUCAAGAAUUUGCCAAAUCUAGGAUUUCGGGAGUAGACAAUGCGUUGCGUAAAGAUGGAUUAAAGUACAACAACUACCUAUUAUACGAACCUGAAAUAGCAAAUGAACAGAAAAAAUUGGUUUCUGAUGUGAAUGAAUCUAUCAGAGAUUUAUCACCCGCUCAACUUCUCGCUACAGCAAUUGCGUAUAGUCGUUUGAGAAACGUAGGUAAACCCGAAUGGAAACGUCUGUGUUCUGCCGUGAGUAAACACGCAUAUGCUCCGAGCUCUAAUAUAACUGGAAUAUCUUCUAGUGAAGUGUCAAUGAUACUUUAUUGUUAUGCUACAACAUUUACACAUCAACUACCAGCAACAUUUAGGCUAUUGAGGUGGGUAGUAAGAGAAGUAGGAUCAUUAAAUGAACGAGAUGUCUCGAUGAUAUUGUAUUAUAUGAGACGUACAAAAUGUAUUCCUACAGAUUUGACGAAUGAAAAUCAUGUUGCAUAUGCGAAGAUAUUGCGUUCUAUUACUUUGGGUUUGUCCCAUAUAGGUGGGAAUAAAUUAAAAAGAUACACUCCAAAUGGUUUAGUUGCAGUUGUAUAUAAUUUUGCUACUAUCGGAAUGAUCCCUUGGUCACUUGUCUAUCACGCGUGUAAUUUGAUACGCAAGUCUACCUCAAAACUUAACAUUAAGGCUAUUUCAUUACACUCAAGAUCACUUGCAUUACUUAUGUUAAGAGACAACAAAACUUUGGAAUCUUUUGCUAUGCUGGCAAAUUCUGCUAAAGUAUUGCCUGUUCCCUCGAUUUCUUGCCUUCUUCAUUCUUUUGCUAAACUCAAAUUUCGACCAAAAUCGGACAUAACAUCUAUAUUAUCCCAAAUAACAAAAUCUAUAUUUUCUUUUCAAGAUCAGAAUGUAGCACAAAUAGUAUAUGCUCUAGGUCAGUUAGGUUUACACUGUAGGGACGUUUUUGAAAGUAUUUCAACGUUUAUACAGUCUCGUAUUGAAUAUCAAUCGCCUCAGCAUUUAGCAAUGUUUAUGCAAGGUUAUGCUAGAGUUGGCAUUUAUGAUAAAGAAACUGUAAAGGUCAUUAUGAAUCAUUCAAUGGAAUUGCUUACCGGAUUUACUCUAUCGCAGCUUGUAUCACUAAUGGAUGGAGCACUGAUUUUGGGACAUUUUGAACAGGAUAAAUUUACAAGAUUUUUAACUCGAUUUACUUCUAUACGAUCAGACAACAUUCCCGAUCACAUCCUAAAUCAAUUAAAUCGCAUAAUGUAUUGUAUACGUUUGGAGCACCAAAGCUUUGUCACUACUUCGGAAUAUUUCAUGCAAAACCUUAUAAAUCAAUAUCAGGGAGCGUUCAUGAUCAAGCCGUUACAAUCAUACAAUCAGGCUUUAUAUGAGUGCUUGAAGGAAACAGAUAGCGAAUAUGUUUUAAACAAAAAAAUUGGGCUCUACAAUGUUGAUGUGCUUUUACAAAAUAAUACAUCUGUGGAACUUUUGUCACAGGGAUCUGUUUGUCCGCUGACUGGAAGUGCAUUAGGAGCAGUACAACUCAAAAAACGACAUAUAGAACUACUUGGAUAUAAGCAUAUACAAAUAAACAGGAGAGAAUGGUUUGAAUAUUUGUGUAUUGUGAAAUACAAAUGCUAUAGGCUCAAGAAAAAUCUAACCGAUCGAAAAAAUUCGAUACUCAAGUGCUUAGAUGAAUAG
Theileria equi strain WA is the source of this 1782-nucleotide messenger RNA. RefSeq lists its product as hypothetical. The transcript has a single exon. Gene Ontology annotation, biological process: regulation of mitochondrial mRNA stability; mitochondrial RNA processing. The record is from RefSeq and is a predicted model, not a curated record. Gene Ontology annotation, cellular component: ribonucleoprotein granule; mitochondrial matrix. Gene Ontology annotation, molecular function: RNA binding. The coding region runs from base 1 to 1782 and encodes 593 amino acids. NCBI's taxonomy places the organism in Eukaryota, Apicomplexa, Aconoidasida, Piroplasmida, Theileriidae.